UAGGAACGCGCCUCCCCCCCUUCCCUCCCCACCGAAUCCUUAAAGGGGCCGCGAGGUGGCGGCGGCGGCGAAGGUGCCUGGUCCUGAGGCUGCUGCCGGGCUCAGGUCAGAGGUGGCUGCUCGCACCCCUCCCCCGCCCGAUCCAACAAGAUGUCUGGUCCCAGCCCUCAAGGUCACAACUGGAGCCAGAAGUCCGAAGACGAGGAGGAUCCCUUGGAUCAAAUGAUCUUGCGCACUGGCUGCGCCACUUUCCAUUAUGCAGUGCAGGAGUGCAUGGCCGAACACCAGGACUGGAGGAAGUGUCAGCAGCAGGUUCAGGCCUUCAAGGACUGCAUGAAGGAACAUCAGAAGCAACGAACAGAGGAACUGCAGAAGAGGCAAAGGUUAGCCCAGGCCAAGAGCUGACAGAAAAGACUCAAGCUUGAAGCUCAAAGGAUCCAAGAGUCCAACUCAGCCAGAGCAUGGAGAAUUUAACUCCUGAGAAAUAUCCUGCUGAAUCAGAGGGAUAAAACCUUCUCUCUCGGGACCUGGCACGUGUAUUAAGGGGACUGAUCACAGUAAUUAGGAUGGGGGUGGCUUCGCUGAUGAUGUGUCACUGAAUAUUUUUUUACAGUACAAAUAUCAGGUAAAAAUUUAUUUUAAAUUUUCAGGUGAAAAAAUAAAUGGAUUUAUUGUUCCUA
Messenger RNA from Chelonia mydas (Green sea turtle), 680 nucleotides. RefSeq names its product cytochrome c oxidase assembly factor 4 homolog, mitochondrial. Lineage: Eukaryota; Metazoa; Chordata; Testudines; Cheloniidae. The record is from RefSeq and is a predicted model, not a curated record. The coding region runs from base 151 to 405 and encodes 84 amino acids. The transcript has 2 exons. Gene Ontology annotation, cellular component: mitochondrial intermembrane space. Gene Ontology annotation, biological process: mitochondrial respiratory chain complex IV assembly.